UUAUCUUUUGUCUUUCCAGGAGAUAAUGCCAGUGCCUGGAUGUUCCAGGCAUAUCUCCUGGAUGGGAUUGUGCGGUGGAACGAGGACCGUGCGGUGUCCAUGGCGGAGGGAGAGCGAAGGCUCCGCUCAUACGGUGGCCCCCUGCAGCGCUCCCUCGAAGAGCUCAGCCAGGAAGUGCUGGGAAGCACUCUCUUCGAGGACCACACCAAGCCCAGGGAGUACACAGGGGAACUCAUAGGGAUUGAGUACCUGUACUCCCAGACGGGCAGAGCGCUGCGGGACGUCAGCUUGGACCCAGACACUCCGGACACGGACGAGUGGGGAGACAUCUUGCCCCCACCCUCUGAGGAACCGCUACUUGAUGUCGUCCAGGAAGAGGUGGAGGACCUGACUGUCCCUCCACCGGGCGACUUCCAAGAGCCUCAGAGGUAUCCGUGGUCAUGGGAUCCAACUGACGAGGCGCCCGAGCCGGCAGGUCCCGAAGACGUCCCGAACCCCGCACUCCACACCCCAGGCCGGUCCUCACCACCUCCUCAGGAGCCAGCUGAGGUGAGCAUUCCUUCCGAGUAUUCACAGGAACAUGUAGGACCGGAUGGCCAGCCUGGGUACCUGGCUGUGGUGGAGUUGGCCAGAGCCUUGGUGGAGCUGCGGGGGGAAGCGGCUUUGUCCGAGAGGGGGGUAGACCGCUUGAUCACCCUUCACCAGGCCUUGACCCCGAUGGACAGGGCCCGGUUGGUCUACCCCUCUCAGCCCAAGGACAAGCCAGACACGGGACGCUUCCGGUCAAGCAAGGGCUCUCAACCCUGUAUACCAGGGUUGCAGAGCCUGAAGCGCUGCUUGACUGGAUCAGGAUCGGGACCUGCCACGUGCCCCAGCGUAAGCCGGGUGAUGGAGACGGUGUGCACAGAAUUGUGCCUCAUCUACCCCAACACGUCCUAUCACUACCAGGGGGUGAGGAGGGGUAGGUGGGACCACAUUCUGAUGCACUACCACCACAUCCAGAACCUGCUGCUGGGCCACCAACGACUGAUGGCUCGGGCGCCAAUUCAACUGGCCAGUCUAAAUUAUUGGACCCUCUCGCAGUGGUUCACUAGGACCACUCUAGAGAAGGAGAGGCUCCUGUUGGCACCGGGACCAGGCGCUGCAGCCCAAGGGACGCCGCCAGCAUCACCAGCGGCGGAGGCACCAGCGAUGCCGUCGCCAGCACCAGCAAUGCCACCAGCACCAGCGAUGCCGCCACCAGCACCAGCACUGACACCACCACCGACACCAAGACUGCUGCUGCCAACACCACCAGCACCACCAACUGCUGCUGCCAAGGCCACCAGCAGCAGCAGCAGCACGACCACCACCACCACCAAGACUGCUGCUGCCAACAGCACCAGCAGCAGCAGCAGCACGACCACCACCACCACCAAGACUGCUGCUGCCAAAACCACCACGACUGCCAGCAGCAGCAGCACCUGUGCUGGUGCACAUGGCACCAUUGGCGGCGGCCCCACCACCUCCCUCAGCGGCAGCACCAGCGGUGGUGCACAGUGGCCAGGCACCAGGGGCAGGGCAGCUCCAUCUCCCUGUCCGUUUAGUCCUGGCCAACCCAGCACCACCAACAGCUGCCGCGGCUGCAGCAGGACCUUCCACCCGGGCCACAGGGCCUCUCCGGGACUUCUCGCUGCCCCAGCAGCAGAGGGCUAA
This is a messenger RNA of Engraulis encrasicolus (European anchovy), 1695 nucleotides long. RefSeq lists its product as uncharacterized. Bases 40 to 1695 code for a protein of 551 amino acids. The record is from RefSeq and is a predicted model, not a curated record. The transcript has 7 exons. NCBI's taxonomy places the organism in Eukaryota, Metazoa, Chordata, Actinopteri, Clupeiformes, Engraulidae.